Molecule: messenger RNA, 951 nt
Organism: Plenodomus lingam JN3
Lineage: Eukaryota; Fungi; Ascomycota; Dothideomycetes; Pleosporales; Leptosphaeriaceae
Source: RefSeq, a predicted model, not a curated record
AUGUUCCCUGGGUACCAGUCCCGACAAUGCCAGCAGAUGCGCCCCCAGCAAGAGGGAGGCAGGUGGCUUCCGCCCCAGUCUCAGCCAGCACCUGCUCAGCAGGCCGUUCCUUCAUACUCCCCGCAGCUAUACUCACCAAGUGCGUUUACCAUGGGGCAGGCAGGCCUGUAUCAGACUGCAUUAUCAGCUCCGUCUUCUGGUGCUCUCGGCUGGUCCGGGAGCACCUUACCACAUCCUCAUCCUCCCGCCCAAUAUCAGGGCUACUCGAAUCUUCCCCCGCCUCCUCCUCACGACAAAUACCAAGGCAGUAGUUUACCAGCUUAUUCCCUCGGGAGGAUGGUCAGUCAGCAGGGCGCUCCGACAAAGCGCUCUGCAGACGGCCUGACCGAGGCGGAGAUGGCCACAGCAAAGCGACUAGCUUUGGAGAAAGACUGCCUGGCCCAGAUCGAAAUCGCCAGACGACAAGAGCAAGCGCGGUUCGAAGAGAAACGCCGCAAGGCCGCCCGUCUCGCUGCCGCCGCCGAAAAGCAGCAUCGCGAGAUCUUCCAGCGCAUGGAAGCCAUGGAAAGACAGCGUCGAGAAGCCGCAGAGGAGGAAGCCGCCGCCGCCCUCGAGCGUCAACGCCGCGCACAGCGCAAGGCUGAGCUCAAGACCGAUUCCGACCGGAACUUUCACUCGUACCUCGAGUGCUUGGAGUACUGGCCGCUUGCCAAGGGCGAAUACCAGAGCCCGUACAUGAAGUCGCUGCUUGCGAACCAGCGGGUGCCCACGUUUGCGGAGACAGACUCGGCAAUCGCCAUCAAGUACGCCAAGAAGCACUGGUACUUGUACCGACUGUACCCCCAGGACAUUGCUCUGACGAUCGAGGAGGCCAAGGCUGAGGAGAUGAAAGAGAAGGCUGAUGAAGAGAAGAAGAAAGCGCUUCAGUCUGCAGUCGUUGGCACAGCCUGA